AGAGCGGAUGCUGCACCUGAAUAGGAUUCUCCUGUGUAAACACUUGACCAUUGAUUUCUUUCUGGUCUCUGAGCACUAAUGGCUCUGCUGAAGCAGACUCUUACAUUUUCUCGCUCAGCAUGGCCACAAACUCAGAUGAAGUGGUUUGAUGGUUUAAAAAAAAUGUUUGCCAGCACUAUAGGUUGAGAGAGUUGGUUUGCGUUUUAGACAGGGGACUGUAGCUAGCAAGGGCAUUACUAUAGUUUGUGCGCUUUAACACUGAAAAUAUAUGAAGGAUGGCUUUUCUAUAAUAUCCCCAUAUUACUAAUUUUCUUGAGAAAUGCUGCACUUUUUUAUACCACUGUGUUUCUAUAAGAUACGACUGCUACUCACUUGAAGGUUGAUACAUUGUGUCUUUUUGAAAGUGCUAGCCAAGAAUUGAACUGAUAUGAAAUGACUGCUGUGUCUGUCAUUAAAUGUGAAGCUAGGAGUAGGAGGCAGCUACCUUAGCAUAAACACUGGAUAUGGAAAAACAGCUAGCCUAGCUGGGGGUUAAUUUUCCAGCCGAAGAAUCUGUUGAAGAAGGGGAGGAAAUUUGUCUGUAACUCUUUGCUCCUGAUGGUCGCACCAUGUCGCGGCGCAAGCAAGCCAAACCGCAGCACAUCAACUCCGACGAGCCCGGAUCGAUGGAAAAUGGGAUUCAUCAAGGUGAUUCCGCUGAGGAGAUUGGAAAUGAAGUAAAGAGGUUCAGAAUGGAUGAAACCAGAGUGUGCACCAAGUGCUGUGCUGAAUUCUUUGAUGAAGAAGAAUUUCUUGAACAUGAGAAAAAUUGCACAAAAAGUCAACAAGUGGUCAUCAUGAAAGAUGGAGAUGGCAGUGACGAGCCUGAGAAAUAUUCACAGGGUUCUUCUGAAGGCCUUACCAGUGAUCACGAAGACAGCCACUCCAGCAAUCAUUCUCCAUCGCAUGCCAACACAGACCAGCUGGAAAGAUUGGAGGAGGAGUCCAGUGCAAAUGCAGAGGAUUCCGGACACCAGGAUCAGGGAGAGAUGUCUGCUGGUCCUGAGAUGACUUUCCAACCCUCCCUGAAAAUGCAAGAUUCAAAUGUUACUCUUGAAACCAUGGCUGACACUAAAGUGGCUGUUUCCCAAAUUCCUUCAAACACUUCUCAGACUUCACAGGAUGCCAUGCAGGCCAUUCCAGUAAUCUUGGAACAGCUAGUGUGCCUCCAGCAGCAACAGCUACAGCAAAUCCAGCUCACUGAACAGAUCAGAAUCCAAAUAGCCAUGAUGAUCCCACAGGGUCUCCAAUCAUCAGUAGAGUCAACAAUGGAUCCUCUGAGAGCCCUUGGUGCACAUCUCUCUCAGCAACUGUCUGCUGCAGCAGCACUGAUAGGAAAAAGAACCGGCAGUCAGAGCCUUUCCAUGGAGAAACUAAAGCAAGGUAAACUACCUCUACCCACUGGCAUGUCUCCUGCUCUGAAUGCAGGAAUGGGCUCGAUGACCGCAAACACAGACAUUUUAAAGGGUGCUCCAGAUCUAGCCGGACGUUUACCAGUACUCAUGCCACAGUCUCCAGGUGUUCUGGGUUUCCCUAGCGUGUUCAGUGGUGUCCAGGCAGGGAUCGAUGCCUCCAAAAAAGUGAAGCCAAAGAUGCUGAACAUCCCACCAGAAUCAAAGAAUGGGGACCCGCUAUACAAGCACAAGUGCAAAUACUGUGGAAAGACUUUUGGAAAUGACAGUGCCCUCCAGAUUCAUUUGCGUUCUCACACCGGGGAGAGGCCUUUCAAGUGUAACAUCUGCGGAAACCGUUUCACAACUAAGGGAAACCUCAAAGUGCAUUUCCAGCGGCAUAAAGACAAAUAUCCUAACAUCAGCAUGAAUCCUCAUCCUGUACCCGAGCACCUUGACAAUAUUCCGACCAGCAGUGGGAUUCCCUUUGGUAUGUCCGUACCCAUGGAUGAGUCAAACAUAACCGAAAUGAAGCCUGUGCUAAGUCACCCACCGGCUGUUUUCAACCCAUCAUCCAUGCCAGGGUUCAAAACAUUUGAUGGCUUUGGGGGUGAUCCAUUUUCCCAGAGACCCUCGCCAUCAACAAGUGAUGGCUCCCCAAAUGUUUCGUCUGUGUAUGGCCAAGAGGCGGGCCUGGAGCCCAACCAGAAAGAUGCUAAAGAGCUGCUUGGAACAUUGCACCACAUGAAUGGUAAUGCUCUCCUAGGGGAGCAAAGCUCUGGAACAGCAAAACUUCAGCAGAUGGUGGAUGGACUGGAGAAGAAGACUGGUGAUCCCAAUGAGUGUGUGAUCUGCCAUAGGGUACUGAGUUGUCAGAGCUCACUCAAAAUGCAUUACCGCACACACACUGGCGAAAGGCCGUACAAGUGCAAAAUCUGUGGCCGCGCAUUCACCACAAAGGGUAACCUCAAGGCUCAUUAUGGUGUGCACAGGGCUAGCACUCCUCUUAAAAUGCAACACUCAUGCCCAAUCUGCCAGAAAAAGUUCACAAACGCAGUGGUUCUGCAGCAGCACAUUCGCAUGCACAUGGGUGGGCAGAUCCCCAACACCCCGAUGCCAGAAAACCAGUUUGAACCUGCAGAAGCAAUUGUGCCUUCUCUCCCAGAAGAGAAGCCCAUCGACGCCAACGGAUUUGAAGCCAGCAUGGAAGAUCAAGAGCCAGAGCUGAACAAGACUGCAAAUGACUCCUCCAAUUCCCUGCCAUCUGCCGCUGAGGAGCAACCACAGAAGCUUGCAGCCCCUGCAAUGUUAUCCAGCCUAGAUGUUUUGAAGAAUCUCUCCUCUGCCCUUGCACUGAAACGACAAAAUAGCACUACUUCAGAAAGUGAAGGAACAUCCAAAGAAUCCCCACCAGCUCAGAGAGAGCAGGAGUAUCAAAACGGCCGUAGUCCCUCCAUCUCAGACUCGGCCGUGUCAUUUCGCUCCUCUUCUCCAGUAAACAACAAUAACAGCAAAUCUCCUCAGCCUGCUCUUGAUGAAUUUCCCCAGAGCGGGUCAAAACCAGAGUCGGAUGACGCUAAAGAUGAGUCAAGUGGCGCACUUGACCUCACAGCUUACAGCAGCUUCACCCCAAAAGCAAUUAAGGAAGAGCCUGGCAUGUCAUUUUCAAAUGGAGACUAUGUAGCUUCCAGUAACAUGCCUUUCAUGAGGAUACCACCAACGUUGGCCAGUCUAGAGAUGAAGAUUCCCCCAGAGAAUCCUCUGGGCCCUCACGGGUUGUUCAGCUCCCAUGUGCCUCAGGGAACAGCCAUGCCCUCCUCAGUCUCCCCUGCGCAACGACGAUCAGCCAAACCACAUGUGUGCAAUGUCUGUGGCAAGAACUUCUCAUCUGCCAGUGCCCUGCAGAUCCAUGAGCGCACACAUACAGGGGAGAAGCCUUUCGCCUGCCACAUUUGUGGCAGGGCUUUCACAACGAAGGGAAAUCUAAAGGUUCAUAUUGGCACCCACAUGUGGAACAACUCAUCAAGGCGUGGCCAGCGUCUGUCUCUAGAUAAUCCCAUGGCGUUGAUGGCAAUGACCUCAGAUGCAAAGAUGAUGCCAGAAAUGAUGCAGGCCCCCAAAGAGCUGGUCGCUCCUCCGAUGAACUUUGACCCAUCUCUGUGGAACCAGUAUGCGAAUGCUGCCUUCAGUGGUGGCCUGACCAUGAAGACCAAUGAAAUUUCUGUCAUCCAGGGAGGUGGCAUCCCACUCCCUGGGAGCCCUGCUGGUGGGCCCCUGAUUGGCUCCACUGGAGGCCUCAUGAAGAUUGAUGGAUCCCACUCAGGCUUGCCUGCCACCAUGGCUGAAAUUGAGAAAAAUGGCUCUGACAGUGUGCCAAAAUCACAGUUUCCACAUUUCAUGGAAGAGGGCAAAAUAGCAGUCAAUUAGUUCCAAUUUCUUUCUUCUUUUUUUUUAAUCCAUCAGGUAAUAAACACCAUUCACUUUUGUGAAUGUCUCUCUUCUUUAUUGAGGUACAAUCAAUAUUCUGAGAAAACCUUGUUGAUUUGCUGUUAAAUUGGUUAAAAAUGUCCAAUUAACUUUAUUGCAGCUCUUUUCCUCCUGAUCUCAGCGAUUCUUAAGUGUUAUUUCUAGUCAAAUCUGUAUAACUACUAGGGAUGCAUCAAUACAACAGGUUUUUUUUUUUUGAUGGACAUUGACAAAUAACACUUGCUGAUGUUUAUGAUUAAUGGUUGUCUAUUGUUGCAUAAACUUCGAUGGCAUGAUGAAGUGCUGAAAAACUUUAUUAAUUUAGUUAUAAAAAGAUUUCUCUGGUUCCCUGGUACAGAAGGGGAGGAAAAUGACAAUAUCCCAAGCCCAUGAUUCCAGUUGGUGCAUCCCUAAAAACUACUGUAGUUGUAUUUUAUUUCAUGUAAUUAUAUAUGCGGGUAUUUGUUCUCUCUUUUUUUUUUUUUUUUUUUUUAAACCAGUGAGUUGUUUUGUUGUCUCUCCAGAAAUUGAAUGUAUAACUUACUUGAAACUGCUUUAAUUCAAGACUGUCUCCUUGAUACUUUUGAAGGAUUUUGACUUUAAUAGGAAAAGUUUCAGGGAAUAACCUGAGCUUGCCAGCCUGAUGAGUCAGAAAUAAUGACGUAUUUAACCACAUGUGUCCAUACUACUUCCCCCUCCUGUUGUGUGCCAUAGGUUACAUGAUAUUGUACAUAUUUGUAGUGGUAAAUGUUAUUAGCUUGUUUGUAUUUGAAGAGGCUUUCUGAUCAGAUUAAUGUAAUGGGCAAUGCAAAAAUCUCUCAAAGUGCAACAGUUCAGUCAUAACUGCAUUUUUGUUGUACUGGCGCCAGGAUACAGUAGUUAAUAACUUGUACCCUUUUCCAAGUGCCUAGUCUGAUUUCAUGGCACCAUCUGGUUGUAACAAAGGUGCUGUUUGACUUGAGAUAUUGUGUUGUGACAUGGCAUGUAUAUCACAUCUUUGUCAGCUUACUAAAAUCGUUUUUUUACACCCAAGUAGUCCACUUCUACAACUACGAAGUUAAAUUUUGUUGGCUGAGCUCUGAAGGCUAUCCCAUGCUUAAUGUUCUCAUGCCUGCACUUUAUUUAAGGUUUUAGUUUCAUUUACAUUGUAUAGAUGCAUUUACGUCACUGCUUAAUUGUACUGGCUAAACAGGAAGAGGUCAAAUCAACAUUUGUAUGUGUAUUUCCUUCCUGGAACAAACAGCUGUUUACAACUUGUAGCAUGAUUAAUUUAUUUAUAUUACACAGUGCUUGAGUUUAGGGGUGAGUUCUACCUCGCUUAGAUUUUAGUUGUCCCCCACAUGCCCCUUACACUCAAUGCAAUGCUCUGUACAUUUCUGGGUACAUUGUUUAGUUUUUUUCCGAUAAUGCGAUAAGAUUUCUCACUCUCAACCUGCUGAGUUGAACAGUAAUGAAUGUAUGUCUGACACUUUACACAACUCAGAAUGGUCCAAGUGCUUUGUAGGUCCCUGCUGUACAUUCCUUAUUGAUAUGCAUUUGCCAAGUUGUGCCUUUCUUUAGCAACCAUGUCAGAAACUGCUUUCAAGUUGUCUCUACAGUUCAAGUAAUGUUGAGCCAGUUUGAUCUGUUUACAGUGUAAAUAUUUCUUUUUUUUUUCUUUUUUUUUUCAAAGGUUUUCUUCACGUAAAUGUUUUCUGAUUUUUGAAAAAUAAAAUCAGGGUGACUUUUUCAACAUUCCUCCUG
Oreochromis niloticus (Nile tilapia) is the source of this 5639-nucleotide messenger RNA. RefSeq names its product spalt-like transcription factor 4 (gene sall4). The transcript is spliced from 5 exons. The record is from RefSeq and is a predicted model, not a curated record. NCBI's taxonomy places the organism in Eukaryota, Metazoa, Chordata, Actinopteri, Cichliformes, Cichlidae. Gene Ontology annotation, biological process: regulation of transcription by RNA polymerase II. The coding region runs from base 609 to 3857 and encodes 1082 amino acids. Gene Ontology annotation, cellular component: nucleus. Gene Ontology annotation, molecular function: RNA polymerase II cis-regulatory region sequence-specific DNA binding; DNA-binding transcription factor activity, RNA polymerase II-specific.